Messenger RNA from Brienomyrus brachyistius, 3126 nucleotides. Its product is annotated as tumor necrosis factor receptor superfamily member 6-like. Gene Ontology annotation, cellular component: CD95 death-inducing signaling complex; external side of plasma membrane; membrane raft. Gene Ontology annotation, biological process: necroptotic signaling pathway; negative regulation of apoptotic process; activation-induced cell death of T cells. The coding region runs from base 491 to 1444 and encodes 317 amino acids. Lineage: Eukaryota; Metazoa; Chordata; Actinopteri; Osteoglossiformes; Mormyridae. The record is from RefSeq and is a predicted model, not a curated record. Gene Ontology annotation, molecular function: tumor necrosis factor receptor activity; protein binding. The transcript is spliced from 9 exons.
UCGAAAAUAAUAAUGAAGAGGUGAACUGACAGCAUCCGACAACGGGAUGAACUUCCUUGUUUUUUUUAAAUACUUUUUAACAUGGUCGGAUAGGAUUUGAUAAAGAUCCUAUAUUAUAAAUAAAAAUAGACAUGUAAUCAACCUCUUUACUGUCGUUCAUACAGCCUUAUGCGUACUUACUUUGCUAACCACGCCCUCUUCUGUUGUGAUCCGUGUUAGGCGAGCGGGCAGGAUCGGGGAAUCAGUCAGGUAGACGGUGUUCGAUCACACAGGGCUUUAUUUGGGGCAAACUGGGAAACACACCCGACAUACGUAAACGGGGGAAACAGAUGCGGACUGAAAUACACUGGACAAGCUGGAAAUAACGCCAAACUGCUGAUCGCAAGGAGAGACGUGAGACUCUUCGUUACACCGGAGGAGUUUCUGGCCGUGUGCUAGCGCUUUUUGCGACCCGUUCUUAUUUUAUUUUAAUUAUUGUGGCUUGUUUUUCAUGAAAAUGAAAUGUGGACUGCUUAUAUUAGCUCUUUUUAUUCAGAUCGCUUUGCAUUCGACUACACCAUUUUCUUUUCAUUCCCUUCGUGAGGGAAGACGUGUGAAAAGGGAGGAAUGCCAGCAUGGUGAUUAUGUAUACAAAGGGGAAAAAUGCUGUAAAUGUCCACCUGGUUAUUAUGUCAAAACUAACUGUGGGAUAAAUGUUCAGACAAAGUGUGAGCCGUGUCAAGAAAACACCUACUAUGAAAAGCCCAAUAGCGGGACGGAAUGUGAGCGAUGUCGGUCCUGCAAUGCAAACGUGCAUCAGGAAACAGAAGAGAAAUGUACAAAACUCCAGAAUACAAAAUGCAGGUGUAUGCAAGGAUAUUGGGGGGUCUGUCAGGAUAACUGUCAGUGCCAUUCUUGUGACAAAUGCGAGGGCCAUGAUAUCCUUGCACCCUGCACAGGCACAAACAACACCGUGUGCGGAGAACCCUUCGGUGACAUCCAUCAUAAAUGGAUUGUUCCAGUCAUAGUGAUACUGCUUUUUCUUGUACUUGUACUUGUACUUGUACUUGUACUUGAAUUUUUCUGGAAGAGAAGCGGAGCUGGCAGGAGUAAUCCAGAGGAAGUCCCCUUAGUGCCAGGUGUCGACCUCUCGAACCACUUGUACGACAUCGUGGAAGAACUAGGACCGCAGCUGGUUAAACAGCUGGCAAUCGGGUCGGGCGUGAGGGAGACCCAGAUAGAGAUGCGCAUCACUGAACACCCACAGAACAUUAAGGAGCAGUGUUACAGCAUACUGAGGGACUGGUACGAAAGAAAAGGGCUGAACCAAGCGUUUCCAGAGCUCAUCAGGUUCCUGCAAAGAAAAGGCAAAAAAGAUAAUGCAGAAAGACUUAAGAAGUUAAUUAACCCGAAUCCCAGAGAAACUGCAUCUGUAAAUAUGGACAAUCCUGAGCACCCUGCCUAGCACUUCCAUACAUUUUUAAACUUCUGUUUAUUAUACAUUUAAUACAUGUUACAAAUGUAACAUUAUUAGAAAACUUUGGGUGACCUUUUGAUAAUUGCAGAUGCCAGUUUUCCUUGCUACAAUCUACUUUUAUGGGGAAAACAGCAUCUUGUGUGGUCAAAAUUGAAAUAAAUGUUUACGGAAAGGUGUACAGUUUGUACCAAUGGGUCUGCCUUUGCUUUUUCGUUUUUCAAAAAUUCCAGUGUCAUUUAAAUUUCCUGAAUUAUUUGAAUGAUAUGUGUCAUAUCAAGUAUAAGGUGUUUUUUUGUGCAAUUGAUGUUAUUUUUAGAUUAGCAGUGACAUGAGAUGUGAUGAAUGAAAUGGUUAUUUUAUUAUCGUGUUACAUAAAGUGUUUGUUUAGGCCUUGAUGUUUACAUUUAGCUGCUUAACUGCAGAUAUUUUUAUUCAAAGCAACUUACAGUGUUACUCAUCUGAAUAUUUUUGUGGAAAAGUUCAAUAAGCACAGAAAGUUUUGUACUUAUAAAAUAAGUCCCAAAACUAAGAAAAUGGUCAAUUUAAACAAAUUAGGCCGCUUUUCCACUGCUCCAGGUACCGUUAUUUUGGUAGUAAAAAUUUGGUACUUACCGGGUUCCAGUCAGGCACCCAAAAGUAGCAGUAGGCAAAGUACCAAACCAGCUGGGGUACUUUUUCGGUACUUUGGGGCGGGACUUUGAAAUGUGUUUAUUGUCAGUUUGGUUGUGCAAAUAACCAUUCUAGCAAACAAAGAAACAAAACAUCUGCUGUCCUGAAGAAGUAAACGAUACAGAAAACAACGAUAAAUUAAGUAAAAGAAAAAAAGUAAUAAUGGACACAAGGACAAAAGAAGAGACUCAAAUUUUAAUUGACAACUGGUCAGAAGAACAGAUUAUUCUUUUCUGGGGUAUUUAUAAAGCAAAAAAGGACUGUAAAAUACAUUUCUUGCUAACCCAUCUAAGAAUGAGUUAAACACUAAGGAUGAAAAUGAUUGUGAUUGUCUUGGAGAGCGAAUGCAGAGCUCAUGCAAAAGCAGUAGGAGUAAACUUUUUAAACAUACACUAGAUAAUCUUGGAAACGAACAAUCAUUAAAACUGCAAAGCUUGAUAAGUUUCGUUUCCUACAACUGAAUAAAAUGUUUUAGUGAAACUUAAACCCCCUGCACUAUGAUGUCUGGACAGGAUGAUGAAGCCUGAUCUCACAUCAGCUGACUAUCGCGGUCUUUACGAUGCGAGAUCUGCAUGUUUUUAAAAUUUAUUUAAAAAUACUCCACCUUGUUGUGAUGAUGUCAUUCAGCACCGGUACCAGUUCUCAUGCCAGUGGAAAACAGAAGAAGUACUGUAGUUCUGGUGGUUCUUCAAAAAAGUACCCGGUGCAGUGGAAAAGUGCCCUUAGCAAUAUAGUACCACACUUCGUACCUUUACCUUUGGAUGAUUUAUACAAAUCUUAUUGUAAUUUUUGUGAUGCAAUGUAAACUUAUGAUUCAACAGUAUUUGUAUAAUAAAGCAUAAUUUCUUGCUUUGAAUCACCUAGUACUAUCCAGCAUAGAGACGCUUUGAUGACCAGUUUUGGACAGGAUAAAAAUGAUUUGUAUGUUUUCAAUAGCUGUUUUUCCACUGAGAGCCUCAGUAAAGAGGAGGAAAGUUACUGUAAUAAAGUUACAGACAAUG